Cantharellus anzutake is the source of this 566-nucleotide messenger RNA. RefSeq names its product Sm-like ribonucleoprotein. Gene Ontology annotation, cellular component: catalytic step 2 spliceosome; U1 snRNP; U4/U6 x U5 tri-snRNP complex. The record is from RefSeq and is a predicted model, not a curated record. Lineage: Eukaryota; Fungi; Basidiomycota; Agaricomycetes; Cantharellales; Hydnaceae. Gene Ontology annotation, molecular function: RNA binding. The coding region runs from base 1 to 336 and encodes 111 amino acids. The transcript has 6 exons. Gene Ontology annotation, biological process: spliceosomal snRNP assembly; RNA splicing.
AUGAGUCAGUAUGCCAAUGUACCGCGCUCAGAGCUCGAUGAGGCUCAGAUACGAGCGCUUGAGGAGCACGAAAUAAGUCAAGGACCAUUGUCCGUCUUGCAACAAGCGGUUCGCAACAAUACCCAGAUUCUUAUCUCCCUCCGUAACAACAAGAAGCUACUGGCACGUGUGAAGGCGUUUGAUAGACAUAGUAACAUGGUUUUGGAGAAUGUGAAAGAGAUGUGGACAGAAAUCCCCAAAGGCAAAAACAAGAAACCCGUGAAUAAGGACCGAUUCAUAAGCAAGAUGUUUCUACGAGGAGACUCUGUCAUUCUCAUCCUUCGCAACACUGCUUGAUUACCCGUUUCGUGAGCCAGAUCCUGUCCCAUGAUAGCGAACGCGUGCAUCAUGAUGAGGGCUCUAUUGUGCCAUGUGUGUGUGGGCUCCGCAAGGUCGCUGAAGCAACACACCCCACUUGCACAUAAACCAAUACAAUAACGCGUGAUCAUUAAUCUAUCUUGUUGCAUGUAGCAAAAAUACCGCAUCCUCUUCGCUUGGGCUCUGAUCGGAAGCUGCGGGGGGCAGGG